Molecule: messenger RNA, 3663 nt
Organism: Arvicola amphibius (Eurasian water vole)
Lineage: Eukaryota; Metazoa; Chordata; Mammalia; Rodentia; Cricetidae
Gene: Fgfr1
Product: fibroblast growth factor receptor 1
Exons: 18
Coding region: 353-2815 (820 amino acids)
Biological process (GO): protein phosphorylation; positive regulation of cell differentiation; positive regulation of cell population proliferation
Cellular component (GO): signaling receptor complex; membrane
Molecular function (GO): ATP binding; fibroblast growth factor binding; fibroblast growth factor receptor activity
Source: RefSeq, a predicted model, not a curated record
CGCACGAUCUGGGGACCCCCGGCGGUGGACCCAAGCCCUCCCCUCCGCCCCGCCUCCGGGGCACCAGCUUCGGCUCCAUUGUUCCCGCCCGGGCUGGAGGCGCCGGGUUCCGAGUGCCGCCGGGAGUCGUGCCUUGGCCGCCGAGCUCUCGCGACCCAGCCAGGACCUGAACGGAGCCCGGAGACGACCGACCCGAGCGCAAGACACAGACACCCGCCGCGCCACGGCGAGCUCUCCAGAGGCGGGACCGCAGCGCCAAGUGAGAGUCCGCUUGAGAAGGCAGAUCGAGCUCAACGUGGAGUCUCCAUGGAGGUGCGGAGGCUUGUCACCAACCUCUAAGUGCAGAACUGGGAUGUGGAGCUGGAGGUGCCUCCUCUUCUGGGCUGUGCUGGUCACAGCCGCACUCUGCACGGCCAGGCCAGCCCCGACCUUGCCUGAACAAGCUCAGCCCUGGGGAGCCCCAGUGGAAGUGGAGUCUCUCCUGGUCCACCCUGGUGACCUGCUACAGCUUCGCUGCCGGCUGCGAGAUGAUGUGCAGAGCAUCAACUGGCUGCGGGACGGGGUGCAGCUGGCGGAGAGCAACCGUACCCGCAUCACGGGGGAGGAGGUGGAGGUGCGGGAUUCCACCCCCGCUGACUCUGGCCUCUACGCUUGCGUGACCAGCAGCCCCUCUGGCAGCGACACCACCUACUUCUCCGUCAAUGUCUCAGAUGCGCUUCCCUCCUCGGAGGAUGAUGACGACGACGAUGACUCCUCCUCAGAGGAGAAAGAAACAGACAACACCAAACCAAACCCUGUAGCUCCAUACUGGACAUCCCCAGAAAAAAUGGAAAAGAAGCUGCAUGCGGUGCCAGCUGCCAAGACGGUGAAGUUCAAAUGCCCAUCCAGCGGAACACCCAAUCCCACUUUGCGUUGGUUGAAAAACGGCAAAGAGUUCAAACCUGACCACCGGAUUGGAGGCUAUAAGGUUCGUUAUGCCACCUGGAGCAUCAUAAUGGACUCUGUGGUGCCCUCUGACAAGGGCAAUUACACCUGCAUCGUGGAGAACGAGUAUGGCAGCAUCAACCACACCUACCAGCUUGAUGUUGUGGAGCGAUCCCCUCACCGGCCCAUCCUUCAGGCAGGGUUACCUGCCAACAAGACAGUGGCCCUGGGCAGCAACGUGGAGUUCAUGUGUAAGGUGUACAGCGACCCACAGCCUCACAUCCAGUGGCUGAAGCACAUUGAGGUGAACGGGAGUAAGAUUGGCCCGGACAACCUGCCGUACGUCCAGAUCCUGAAGACUGCUGGAGUUAAUACCACCGACAAGGAAAUGGAGGUGCUUCAUUUACGAAAUGUCUCCUUUGAGGAUGCGGGGGAGUAUACGUGCUUGGCGGGUAACUCUAUCGGACUCUCCCAUCACUCUGCAUGGUUGACCGUUCUGGAAGCCCUGGAAGAGAGGCCAGCCGUGAUGACUUCGCCACUCUACCUGGAGAUCAUCAUCUAUUGCACCGGGGCCUUCCUUAUCUCCUGUAUGGUGGGCUCCGUCAUCAUCUACAAGAUGAAGAGCGGCACCAAGAAGAGUGACUUCCACAGCCAGAUGGCCGUGCACAAGCUGGCCAAGAGCAUCCCUCUGCGCAGACAGGUAACAGUGUCAGCAGACUCCAGUGCCUCCAUGAACUCUGGGGUUCUCCUGGUUCGGCCUUCACGACUCUCCUCCAGUGGGACCCCCAUGUUAGCUGGAGUCUCAGAGUAUGAGCUUCCUGAAGACCCCCGCUGGGAGCUGCCGAGAGACAGACUGGUCUUAGGCAAACCUCUUGGAGAGGGCUGCUUUGGGCAAGUGGUAUUGGCAGAGGCCAUCGGGCUGGAUAAGGACAAACCCAACCGCGUGACCAAAGUGGCUGUGAAGAUGCUGAAGUCCGACGCAACAGAGAAGGACCUGUCAGAUCUGAUCUCGGAGAUGGAGAUGAUGAAAAUGAUCGGGAAACACAAGAAUAUCAUCAAUCUGCUGGGGGCGUGCACACAGGACGGGCCUCUUUAUGUCAUCGUGGAAUAUGCCUCCAAAGGCAACCUUCGGGAGUAUCUGCAGGCCCGGAGGCCUCCUGGGCUGGAAUAUUGCUACAACCCCAGUCAUAACCCUGAGGAACAGCUGUCCUCCAAAGAUCUGGUAUCCUGUGCCUAUCAGGUGGCCCGAGGCAUGGAGUAUCUUGCCUCUAAGAAGUGCAUACACCGAGACCUGGCUGCUAGGAAUGUCCUGGUGACAGAGGACAAUGUAAUGAAGAUCGCAGACUUUGGCCUAGCCCGAGACAUUCACCAUAUUGACUACUAUAAAAAAACCACCAAUGGCCGGCUGCCUGUGAAAUGGAUGGCACCUGAGGCAUUGUUUGACCGGAUCUACACCCACCAGAGUGACGUGUGGUCUUUUGGGGUACUCUUAUGGGAAAUCUUCACUCUGGGCGGCUCCCCAUACCCUGGUGUGCCUGUGGAAGAACUCUUCAAGCUGCUGAAGGAGGGUCACCGGAUGGACAAGCCCACUAACUGUACCAAUGAGCUGUACAUGAUGAUGCGGGAUUGCUGGCACGCAGUGCCCUCUCAGAGGCCCACUUUCAAACAGCUGGUGGAAGACCUGGACCGCAUUGUGGCCUUGACCUCCAACCAGGAGUAUCUGGACCUGUCAAUGCCGCUGGACCAGUAUUCUCCCAGCUUUCCCGACACGCGGAGUUCUACCUGCUCUUCAGGGGAGGACUCUGUCUUCUCUCAUGAGCCGUUACCCGAAGAACCCUGUCUGCCCCGACACCCGACCCAGCUUGCCAAUGGUGGACUCAAACGGCGCUGACUGCCAACCCUCCCUGGCCUUUCCCCAGUUCCGUCAUCACCUGUGUUCCUCAUCUGUAGUCCCCUGCUGGACACGCUGCCUUUCCCUUCUCCCUUGCUGCUGGCAAGAGCCAGUGUGUAACUGAGGCCUUCCUGUGUGGCCUAUCCCAUCACCCCCCAAGAGCUCUCCACCUCUUCUCAACCUGCUGUGUGGGAGAGGAGCCAAGAGGCAGGUACCAGCCGGUAGCCGCUUCCUCCUUCCUAGGUGUUGGACCAAGACACACCCUGCUGCUUGGCGCUCCUUGGAGGCCUGGGGAGAAGCAAGUGGAACUGUCUGCGAGCAAGAGCUCACUGAGUCUUCUGGUUGACCCACUAGCCUUGGGGCUUCUGAAGCAGUGGGGUUUGUUUCUGUUCAGGCCUUCACUGAAAGCAACCUCUGCCCCAGAUGGGUGGUACCAGUGGCUUCUUAAUUCCAAUACUAAUUUGCUUUGCUGACCAAAUACCUGGUACUGGAAGACAGUGAGGCAGAGAUUGGGAGCAGUGAUGUGGCCCUGGGGCUGAGCCCUAGACUCGGGGCUUUGUACAUAGCUAUGAAGAAAACACAAAGUGUAUAAAUCUGAGUAUAUAUUUACAUGUCUUUUUAAAAGGGUCAUUACUAGAGAUUUACCCAUUGGGUGAGAUGCUCCUGGUGGCUGGGAGGCAUCCGUUGCUAUAUAUUAAAAACAAAAAACAACAAAAAAACAACAAAAAAAGGAAAAUGUUUUUUAAAAGGUCAUAUAUUUUUUGCUACUUUUGCUGUUUUAUUUUUUUAAAUUAUGUUUUAAACCUAUUUUCAGUUUAGGUCCCUCAAUAAAAAUUGCUGCUGCUUCA